ACUUAAAGUGCGGGGAAGAGUUUCUGCCCGCAAAGCGAUUCCAAAGCUGCAAGCCCACCGCCUCUUCUAAUCCCUUCCCUCUGAUCUAUCUAAAAGCUCACAUGUGUCUUUCAUUUUGCCGAUCUUCAUCGCUAAUUAACCUUCAUUUUUGCAUAACACACUCUCUCUCGCUUUGAUUAGGGGUUAGCACUCCGAUCCAAGCGCUUCGAUCUUCAGAUUCGGAUCUUCCAAUUUCUAUCUGCGUUCUUGCAACCUUGAAUUCGAUGCCGAAUUUGUACGUGAAGGCGUCGCCGCCGACGGAUCUGAAUCGAAACACGGAGUGGUUCACGUAUCCGGGUGUGUGGUCCACCUACAUCCUCAUCCUUUUCUUCUCAUGGCUAGUCGUCCUCUCCGUCUUCGGCUGCUCUCCUGGCAUGGCCUGGACAAUUGUCCACCUCUCUCAUUUCAUCAUUACAUAUCACUUCUUUCACUGGAAGAAGGGAACACCUUUCGCAGAUGACCAGGGUAUUUACAACAGGUUGACAUGGUGGGAACAGAUAGACAAUGGCAAACAGCUCACACGCAAUAGAAAGUUUCUUACUGUAGUCCCUGUCGUACUGUAUUUAAUAGCAUCCCACACAACAGAUUACCAACACCCGAUGCUGUUUCUCAACACGGUGGCAGUUUUUGUACUGGUUGUCGCCAAGUUUCCGCACAUGCACAAAGUUCGCAUCUUUGGGAUUAAUGCAGAUCAGUGAGUAACCCACCCGAAUUCUGCUAUUAAAAAUUUAUGAUAUCCGAAAUUGUUCUCGCACUGCCGUGUUGAUCAUUUCAGUCUUCCAGAACAAAGUGAAUAUGCCCCCCAUGUACAUAUGCGUGUUUAAACUGAGCAAGGGUCUGUAAAAUUCAAAGGUUCUCUCGUGGGACGUUCUUUAAAAACGACUUCUACUUGUAGGCUUGUAGCUACCCAACUGUUGAAAGAUUAAACUCCAACUAUAUGAUAAAUUUUAAGAUUAAAAAUAUGAAAAUGUGUCACCAAGGCAAACAAAAAACAGAAAAUUGA
This is a messenger RNA of Cuscuta campestris, 1042 nucleotides long. The record is from the annotation of a GenBank genome assembly. NCBI's taxonomy places the organism in Eukaryota, Viridiplantae, Streptophyta, Magnoliopsida, Solanales, Convolvulaceae.